Molecule: messenger RNA, 3799 nt
Organism: Nematostella vectensis (starlet sea anemone)
Lineage: Eukaryota; Metazoa; Cnidaria; Anthozoa; Actiniaria; Edwardsiidae
Product: ubiquitin carboxyl-terminal hydrolase 40
Exons: 38
Coding region: 77-3718 (1213 amino acids)
Biological process (GO): protein deubiquitination
Cellular component (GO): nucleus; cytosol
Molecular function (GO): cysteine-type deubiquitinase activity; cysteine-type endopeptidase activity
Source: RefSeq, a predicted model, not a curated record
UGGAACGCCUGGAAGAAAAGUGAUGUUGGCAAGUCAAAACACUGAUUGGAAUAAUGAUAGUUUGGUAUAGUUUCUGAUGUUCGGAGAUUUGUUUUUGGACGAAAAGCCAAAUGCAUCGUGCGAGGAGAAACCACCAAUCUCCAAGACAAGUGACAGCACAUCAAAUAGCCCAGCCCGUGAGAGAGGUUCUACGGGCUUCUGUGGCCUUCAAAACCAAGGGGGGACAUGUUACUUGAAUUCGCUUAUUCAGACACUUUUUCUUACUCCGGAAUUUACAGAAAAUAUAUUAAAACUUGAAAAAGACGAACUCCUUGCUAAUGAUCAGAGCAAACUUGGAGUUAAGACCAGGGUUAUACCCCUUCAGCUACAAAAAGUGUUUGCUAAACUGCUGUUACUAGAGCAAGAAAGUACAAGUACACAGGAUCUCACAGAAAGCUUUGGAUGGUCUACUGCUCAGUCAGGACAGCAACAUGAUGUUCAGGAGCUCAACAGAAUAUUAUUCAGUGCCAUUGAGUCUUCACUCAUAGGGACUUCAGGAGAGCAUUUGAUCCGCUCCCUUUAUCAUGGAACAUUUGUUACACAGGUUGUUUGCCAAGAGUGUCAGACAAUCAGUGAAAGAGAAGAAGACUUUCUUGACCUCCAAAUGGUUGUUUCUGGUAGUGGAAGUCUCGAGCAAAGCUUAAAGUUCUCAUAUCUUGAUGCUGAGAUUCUUUCUGGUAGCAAUCAAUACAGAUGUGGUCAUUGUGAUAAACUUGUUGAUGCAGCCAAGUUCUCCAGACUGAGGGCUCUUCCACCAGUCCUUACAUUCUCCUUGUUGCGAUUCACUUACGACAUUAAGACAUUUGACAGAAUCAAGGAUACAAGAAAGUUUACAUUUCCCAUGCUACUUGACAUGUCUCCAUUCUGUACACACCCAAGCGAGAAUGAUCUUUAUGAGCUGUUUUCAGUUGUGAUUCACAGGGGGAGCUGUCACGGGGGCCACUACCAUGCCUAUGUCAGAGAUGAUAUUGGACUUGGCAAAUGGACUACACCAGAAGAGGAAGAAAUUCAUUUGAGACCAUCAUCAACUGGUACUAGUUCUGAUGAUGUUGUAAGCUGUUCAGAUCCUGUAGUGCUGCUGAUGCGUUUGCUUCAGAGAGCUGGUGGGAAGACAUCUAUCAACAGGCUUUGUCAGAUUUUGCUCAAGGAAACAGGGCGAACGUGGAAUAAGCGUUUCAAGACCCAGUGUGGACCAAUUCGCAAGUUUCUUGUUAGGUAUUCCGACAUCUUUGCUGUUAAUGAUGGCGAAGUUGAACUGGUCAGUUCUGACUAUAACCCAGAAAUGUUUGAGUGUGGAAACACGACACGACAAAUGACAAGAAAUACAGGUUCUCCACCUAAAAGUUCUGAUGUGAACGGCAACUGGUUUGACUUCAAUGACCAUCGAGUAUGGUGCAUCAACCAGUCUGAUAUUCAGCGACAAUUUGCAGGGAAGGAGAGUGCCUACAUGCUCUUCUACAGAAGAAAAAGUACGCACUCAACAGCGCCCAAAAAAGAGAGUUUGCUGUCCUUAGUGCCACCCUGGCUGUUAGAUGAAGUCGAGCAGUUGAACAAGGAGUUACACCAUGCAAGGAAGGAGUACGACAUACAACAGAACCUUAUCAACGUGGCCGUUCACUUUGCUUCUGAUUUCGCUAUUUCUGAUGAUGGGGUUUUGACCCGGAGACAGGGUCUAUCUGUGUCAGAUGUUGUCACCGUUGACCGAAGAAAACUGGUCAGUGAGUUUAUCAAAGAAGACGUUUACAAGGUUUGUACGAGAUCAGGCAGGGUGCUCGAUCGCUGCAGAGUCCAUUCAGCGAGAAGUCUUCCAGUAGGCCUUCAUUUAUACGAAGAUGUGACCGAGAAAAAUGUUUCGUUAUCAGAAUGUGACAGCUGCAGUGAGUUGGAGGUGUUCGUAUGGGAUGGCAAGCAGGUUGAUGGAUAUACACCUGAGUGUGGGCUGGGGAACGAACCGGUUCUUCUUCACUUUGUCCACUGCAAGGAAGGGAGUAAGGAAACGUCGGAGACAACCAAAGCUUUCAAGAAAUGUUCUACAUUCAUAGAUCUCAAGAAAUUUUCCAGUGAUUUGACGGGUAUAGCUUCUGGAAAUCUCGAUAUUUCCUUGAUCACAUCUUCAGAAGGUCCUGUAAUAAAGAAUAAAAAACUUCUGAGUAACGCUGAGCAGAAUGAAUCCACAAUCAAGGAUUUGUUGCUUAGCAAUGGGAGCCGACUGUUCAUAAAGAAAGAUAUUUUAAGAGAGAGUGAGACACAAGUGGGACCGUCACAGUCAAACUUUAACUCAUCUACUUCGCAUCUCACACUUGUUGUGGAGAAUCGCUGUCUGGGAGACGUUUUCAGUAAAGUUCCUGAAAGCUCGUCUUUCCCAGUGAUGUCUGUCGAAUUUGAAAAUUGCAAGACGGUUUUCGAGUUGAAGCGCAAGAUUGUCUCAACGAUCAACGUCGAUUUGUCAGAGUCCGAGUGUAUACUCCGAUAUGACGAUACGCCACUGGGGUGUGGCCGACCUGUGUACGAACACGAACUAGUCGAGGAGGCUUGUAUCUCUGAUGGACAAAGGCUUCUGUUAGAGCCAGGGACUCCCCUCCAACCCGACCAGUUAGCCCUGAGGUUCUACGUUAUGGCCACAGGCCACCCACGGACCGAGCGAGAAUUCAUUGCAAACAAGACGAACACAGUCAAGCAGUGUGUACAAGGAUUGAUAAAGACGACUGAACUUCAAGGGGAGUGGCGGCUGUGUAGAACUAACUGGUACGGGGAGCUCGCGGGUGAGCUGGAUGACGAAGACGCCUCGCUUGAGGAAGAGAAUAUCAAAAGUGGUGACGCAGUGGUACUUGCAGAGGGAAAACUCCUACCGAAGGGUUUUAUAAGAUUAUCGCUUCGACUGUCACCAGAAAAUGAAGAUAGUUCUGACGGAUUGCACCGGGAGAGUCAGUUUUCAGGCUCUUUAGGAGAUGUCGAGAUCUCUCAAGAUAGCACGUUACUUCAACUAAAGGAAGAAAUAAUGCGCCUUACACAGAGUAUGAACAUACCUUCACCGCAUCACCUCAGAGUACAGGAAGUCAUACAUGGAGUACCCGGCCGGGUCUUGCGAAUGCCUGGACACACCUUGAGAUAUCAUAAGCUGAAGACAUCAAGUGAGCUCAGUGUGCAAAUACUAAAAGAGGAAGAACACUUAAGCCCGUCAGCGAUCCUAUUGAAUUUGCGGAGACGUGUACCGAGUACAAGAACUUACUCACGAUCAACUCAGGUGAUCUUCGAUCCAAAAGAACGCGCCACACCGCAAGCUCUUCGGCAGUACAUCGGAAGUCGACUCGCCCUAAAUCCAGACAACAUACGAUUUGCCAAGUACUUAAGGCAAAAGCACGAGUGGCUGGAGCUCAGUAAACCUCUCAAGAAGGAUUCUUGUCUUGAAGCAGAUGGUGAGAAGUAUAAAAGAAAGACAAAAGAAGUCAACCUUCGCCACUCCCCGUUCCAUCUUCAGGAUGGUGACAUCAUCGGCAUCAAGGAAAUCGGACAAUUCGGUGAUGACAAUAACGAUUUCAGCACUGCAGAAGAUGACGAUGCAAGAAACCGACUAAGGCAUAUCGAAGAAGAAAAUUUAAAACGACAACGCGAGAGAAGGUCAGGUCGGUCAAGAAGACAAGAAGAAGUUCUUCGAAUACACGUAGAUGACUUUUCUUAAAACACAGCAUUGUCACUUUGGAACAUGAUUUUGAUGUUAACACGAAAAUUAUAAUUAAUAAAUUUUAUUUUUUCCUCCUUA